UAUGACAGCCUGACAAUCCCCACAUCACCGCUCCCAAACCCAACGGUCAUCUUCUUUUUUUAAAUUAACAUAAACCCUAAUCUUAUAAAACUCCACCGUUUCUCUGUCUCUUUUAAUUAAUAAUGAAGAUCAUUGUCUAACAACUCAUUUCCUUAAACACCCAGAAGAAGGAUAUCUGUAAAUCUCUUAUGGGUUGUUUUCUUGGUUGUUUCGGUUCUUCGAAGGACCGAAAACGACGAAAGCAGCGGCACAAGACGGUUCGUAGAGAUCAAAACCCUAAAAGUCAAAAUCUUGUGCAAGAUGAUGCAUCAUUGGUACAAUGCAUCAAGGAUAAGCCCUCUAAUUCACUGCCAGAGUUAAGAGAGAUUGAGGAGCCAUUGAGUUUGAGCAGCAGGAAGAAAGUGACAUUUGAUGCAAAUGCCACAACCUAUGAGCAUGUUCAAGAAGUGUUUGAUAGUACCGAAUCUUUAUUGGAAAGAAACGAAAAAGGCGAAACCUCUCCUAAAUCGGGUCAACCCCAUUCUAGACCCGAUUCGCGGGAGGAUUCAGAUGUCAAGAAUGUCGGAUCUUAUCCACCGAAUUACAGGUACGGGAAUUGCGUCGAAAGUGAUGAUGAAGUUGAAGAUUCAGAUUACGAGGAUGGAAAUGACGACGAUUUAGAUAAUGGAGAAGGAGAAGAUUAUGACAUUGAAGACAGAAUAAUAUGUAAAGACGUAUGGUGUGAGUCGAUUCCGGUUCCAGUUCCAUCAUUAGAAUCAGGAACCGAGUCAUCUUUGAACCCGGUGUUGAAGCCUGUUGAAAAUCUUACACAAUGGAAAGCUUUGAGAUCAAAAGGAACGAUAACAAAAGAAACGAUAACACAUUCACCGAGUCGAUUGAGUUCAAAUCCACAAAAGGAGAAUUCUUCAUUGAAUCAAGAAAUUGCAGUCGAUGCUAGUCUGUCGAAUUGGAUAGUUUCUUCAGAGAAAAACACGCCAAAUAACAAACGGGUCGGAUACUAUAACCCUGAUCUUGAGCCCGUUUCCUCCGGUAAAAGUUUUUCUCAAGAGUCACCAACAUUAAAGAGCAUUGAAGAUAGACCGAUUUUAGGAGCGUUGACUAUAGAUGAGUUGAAACAGUUUUCAGGGUCAUCUUGUACACCAAGAAAGUCACCGGGCCGAAGCCCGGAUGAUAUGCCUAUAAUUGGUAGUGUCGGGAGCCACUGGAGUCACACGGGCUCAGCCCAAUCUUUGAGCUCAGCGUCAUCGUAUAAAGGCAUACCGAAUACCACCAGCAAGUAUAGAGAGGAUAAGAAGGUGAAUUGGCAUAACACACCAUUUGAAACAAGACUGGAGAGAGCUUUGAACAGAGAUGCUGCUGAGUGAUGAGCCUAGAAGUGUUUGCUCUAUUUCCAUAUGUAUUUAUUUAUUUUUUUUUUUACUUUUUGUGAGAUUUGAGUUUGCACAGUUUAUAAGGGUUGGUUUAUUGUAAUCCUUUAUUGGUUUUUGGUGGUA
This is a messenger RNA of Helianthus annuus (common sunflower), 1493 nucleotides long. RefSeq lists its product as uncharacterized. Gene Ontology annotation, biological process: male meiosis II. Lineage: Eukaryota; Viridiplantae; Streptophyta; Magnoliopsida; Asterales; Asteraceae. Bases 189 to 1364 code for a protein of 391 amino acids. The transcript is spliced from 4 exons. The record is from RefSeq and is a predicted model, not a curated record.